Rubroshorea leprosula is the source of this 1383-nucleotide messenger RNA. Lineage: Eukaryota; Viridiplantae; Streptophyta; Magnoliopsida; Malvales; Dipterocarpaceae. The record is from the annotation of a GenBank genome assembly.
CAAUCAUCUACUUUCUCUAUUCUGUUAAUUUUGCUUUCCUUUCUUCUCUGCGGUAAAUUCCCCUGAAAAAGCUAACUUCCGAUUACCUAUCUCGUUUUCCGGUGACCUUUUUGAUCCACUAAUUUCAAUGGAGACCCCUUCAUCAAGGAGAAGAGUCACCAGAUCGCAAACACUGGCUGCUGUGAACAACUCGGCUACCAACAGUAACAGUAUUCCGAUCUCAAGGAAGAUUGAAGAUUCUGAGAUGAGUGUUUCAAAAUCAAAAACAAGAAACGCAAAACAUCAGCAAGAUCGUUCUGCACUUAUUGACAUAUCAAACGAUUCACCGAUUGUUGGGCUCGCUAUGGAGACACCGUCAUCGGCUAUAACCAAGCAGAGGAGCAGUAUAGCCAAGAAGACUCCUGGUUCUGGUGAGGCCCUGCUCAGGGGCCAGGUAAAGACUCUGUUGCAAAGGGUUGAAGAAGAAGCUGAACUUUCCAAACUGCCAAUGGAGAGCCGUCCGUUUCUUCAUCUCAAGAACUUAAUCAAUUCCCCGAUGGGUCUUCUUGCCCCCACUCCGGCCAACACACCGCAGAUCAAUGAUCUCUCUGGGGAUGAUUUGGCGAUGGGUACAGCUUCCCCUGUUUCUGAGGAACAACAGAUGAUAAUAUCUCAGGCUGUGAGUGAUAUUUUUGAGGGGAAGAAAGAAGGGACUCUGGAAUCCCAAAAGAGUUUGAUUACUAGGUCUCUGCUGCUGGAUUUCUCUGAGAAAUCAGAUAUCUCUGAUUCAUCGGAAUGUUCGUCGGUGGUGACAACAGGAAACAGUGAAAGCAAAGAGAAGUCAACACCAGAGGAUGAUAAUUCUUCUGUUUGGUCUAUUCAGGUGAAUGCAAGCACCCAUGAUGAAGAUGAUGAAGAAAUAAUUGAAGAAGAAGGAGAGGUAGAAGAUGAUUACUACGAAGAAGAUGCUAAAGAAGAGGAUGAUGGAAGGUGGAUUGAUGAGCUCUGCAAGGGAGUUAGCAAGAUAAGCGUGAAAAGGAAACACACAAGAUUUGUGUACAACAGUGAUGAUGAAAUUGCGGGAGAAGAAGAGUGUGAGGACUUGGCCGGUGAGUCGCCGGAGAUAUUAAGGUUGAAGGGCUUGCCAACACCCAAGGGGAAGCACCUGCGCUUUCCAGUGGAGGAGGAAGAUAGCUAAGACGUUGUGUUGGUGAUGGGAUUUUUGGCGGUCUUUGUUGACAGCCUGUUUUUGUUUCCUUUUAAUGGAAAUGCACAAAAACACCAACAUUGAUUUGUUUGUUUUUAGAGUUUGGUUUAUGUUGACUGAAGAUGGAAAUGGGCACAAAAUAUAGAAGCAUGUGUGGGAUCACGAAUUAAGUGAUUGAAUAAAAUUUUGAUUUGUUC